Trichoplusia ni (cabbage looper) is the source of this 4829-nucleotide messenger RNA. RefSeq lists its product as uncharacterized. Bases 1243 to 2805 code for a protein of 520 amino acids. Lineage: Eukaryota; Metazoa; Arthropoda; Insecta; Lepidoptera; Noctuidae. The record is from RefSeq and is a predicted model, not a curated record. The transcript has 4 exons.
UCCCACCGCGCUACACGAAAUGAGCGGUGCGUCUUCGAUUCCCGCGUAGUAAAAAAUGUCGUGUGACAAGCGGAUAAUUUUUUUUCUUUUCAAACGUACAAUAUUUUAAACUUUUCAACCAACUUGAAAAAGGAGGUAGUCCUCAAUUCAUCUGUAUUUUUUUCAUGAUUCUUACCUCAUAACUUCGUACUGCAUGAACCGAUUUUGUGAUUAAUGUGAAAUACCUAGCUGUCAUUUGGUCCCAAAAAAAAAUCAUCCAGUUUGGCUGGCACGUAGGUAUGUUUUUAUUUAAAACUUUAUUUACUGAAUAUGACGUUUUAGGUGUUUUUAGUAAUCUACUGGAUAGACGUACCACCCUCAUCUAUUGAUAAAUAAUCACAUUAAUAAUAAACAUACAGAAAAGUAAAUUUGACGUAAGUAGUCGAGUUAGAAUCUUCUUUGUUGGAAGAUCAGCAGCUAUUCGCUUUAUUUGAAAAAAAUUAUAAAUCGUAGAAUAGCAAUUAAGUACAUGUUACAAGUACUUAAGUUUUACAAGUAAAUGCGUAGGUUCAAUAAAGUGUUAAGAAAAGAGAUCAGUCCUCACGCCUAUUAUUACGAACCAUUAUUUUAACUUCAAUAUAAAAUACCGCUCAGAUGAUUUAUUACUAACUUGUAAGCUACAUCAGUUAAUUUGCAUUUACUCAUAAACUUGACUUUCUCUUCGCAACAUUUCUAAGGAGAUCACAACAAACCUUUCCCUUAGGACGAAAGGAAGUUUCUCUUGCCCAUCCUGGUUUGUCCCUUGGCGUCCGGCUGAAACCGGCCGAGGGCCGUGGGCUCAGCUUGUAACUACAGAAUUCUUGAAUCAGAACCUUUACAUUCACACGCGGCCCCAAACACACCCAGUCUCGCCGACGCGCGCUCACCUGCAGUUGAUAACCAACCUCAUAGCCGCGAGCACGCUCCACGCUUCACGCUACCGGUUUUUAAUCGCACCUCUAGUGACGUAAAAAAAAAAAACAACAACGUUCGUUCAUCAACUCUCAUAUAAUUCGAAAUCUAAAUUUGAAUUUGUAAUGAAGGACUCGGGAUUGUGACAGUUUGAUAUUUUUGUGUUUUUUUUUUGUUUUUGGGAUUGCACCCGAAUAGUGUGGGGAAGUGAAUGUGAAAAUUGGGAUAGGCCCGGGAAGAAGGGUCGACUCGUCCUUCGCGCGUCCGCGACAGGAGAAAACUGGAAAGGAAUUUGAGACAAGUACAAUCAAGAUGACAGUAAAGAAAACCGCCCGGACAGGCGGCUUCGCGGCUAUGGUCGCUCGUCAGAAGAUGCACAACGCCAGCCAACAGCUCGACAUCCUGACCAUCAGCAAGCCAACCUCCCUGCUAGCCUACAACAUCGUCGUCGGCUUCAACGAGAAGGACCAACUGCAACUCCUCACGAAAGAAGAUAUCACAGACGAUGAAAAGAAACAGAUCAAAGACUACACAGAACUAAAACCGACAAAAUGCGAAAAUAUAUCAAUAGAUGAUAUCACAAACUGCGUUAACAUCGAGAACUAUCCCAAUUGCGAGAACACUCUAGUCUUUUACGUAACCAAAAACAUAAACAAGGAAGCCAUAGCGCUCAAAUUCGAGAACGAACAAGACUUCAAGAGGAUAUACUUCACGUACAAAUACUUCAAGAUGCGGAACCGACUGACGAAGAAUACAAAUAACUACGCGAGCAGUGAAAACUUGUUUUCUAAGAAGAAAACUUAUGAUAUUUUCAAAAGCAGGAAGAACAGUAUGGACGACUACAGCCUGUUUGAUAAAGGCCGUCAUGAGUACGAUCUGAUGCAGACGAUUGACAACGAUGGGGUCACUCACUUGUCUGUUCAACAGAAGAAUUUGAACAAUCGAUUCGAUCAGCCAAUGAGUCUGAUUAACAUAAGGAACGACUUGAAUGACGUUGGUGAGAUAGACAGCAUAAUAUACACUGAUAUCGAGAUCCCAUCAAAACCAGAUAGGAAGCGACUGUUUCAUAGAAAACCCAAAGCUCCACAGCCGCCGCUUUUAAAGGAUAACCCGAAAGUGUUGAAAGGAGAAUUCGUGAGAGUGAAUGUUGAUAGAGUACCGGAUGUGAUACCGAAAGAUAAUAAGUCUAACAAAGUACCGGAUAUUCUAAUGUUCAGAGAUAACAAAACGAAAAAGAACGCGACAAGCAACGUGUGGCCAGCGAGUAAUAAAGUUACCGGCUACGAGUCUGACCGCGAGGAAUGGAAGUCAAGCCGAUCUCAGUUCUCCACGACAGCGUUCGACAGUCUCGCCCGACCGACAAAGAUGGCGAUGGCGCUCACACUACGGAAACCCCAAAGACUGGAGCCAGUACCACAGUAUUACCGAAUGCCGAACGAGCAGAAACCGAAACUCACCCCAAUGCCGUUCAGGCCGAACAACUUCCUACAAAGACCCCCGCGACUGCCGAGACCAAACACAGAAAUGAAGAGGAACCUCCUAAACACAGACCAUAGGAAAUUCACAUCCCUACAGAGUCUAGAAAUCCCUAUGAAGCUAAGCGAACCGAAGAAACAGGUCAUCGAUCCUAAAAAGAAUUAUUCAAAUAUCUCGCACAGAAUCACCGGUCUAACAAAUAAGUUACGAGAUCUAGGUAACCCCAGUAAUACUAUAGGUAGGUUUAAGGCCCAGUCGCACGGCGAUGUUGCGAAUCUAAAGCCAGUAUUGAAGAUGAACGGUCAUGAUGGAGCAAAGAGGUCGGUAGUGAGGACCUGCAGCGCGGAACCACCAAAGAAAGUCACUUUUAGCGCGUUCGCUACCGUCCAAGUUGUGUAAAUUAUCUUUGUAAGGCCGCCAUCUUAGCUUGUAAAAGAGAUGAAACUAUCUCUUGUAUAGCUCCAUCUCUCUUUUACGUAAAAAUCAUGGCGUCUCGUUACUAUGUGACAUCAAGUUUGAUUUCGCAAUGAUCGCAAAUUCAUAAUUUAAAUAUAAAUGUAAACUUAAUUGAAUAUUUCAUAUCUUCAGUGGUGUUGGAUUAUGACGUCAUUUCUUACCAAAAACAGAUUAUUAGUGAGAUCAGACGGAGAUUCUUGAUUAUAUCUAACGUUAAUCCAAGGACUGAUUAUAAGAAAGAGCUUGUAAGCAUUAUCCAUUGUAUAGAUACUAGAUGUCGGUCAAUUAUAUCGUAAACUAAUUGACGUGGUCAGGCCGGGAUUCUGUGUAAAUAUAAUUUAAAAUGGCGCCCGCAGUCAAGAGCGCCAUAUUAAAGUUUUAUUGAUAUUAUUUUACUGUGCUAAAAACAACUUAAUCUUAAGUUUCUGCUUUGGCUUUCCUGCAUUUCUUUAAUUGGGUCUUAAAUUACAAAAUGGCGGACGCGAAUACUGAUUUAAUUAUAUGUAUCGAAUACAUUCGAAGUUUAAACUCUUAAAUCCAUAGAGUAUUUAAUUCUUUUUAAUUUUUUUAUCAUCUUGAUCCUGAUCAGACAAUCUUGAAUUGGAAGCCAAGCCUUUGCCCCGAUAUGGUUAAAAUUAAACUGUUUGUUUACAAGGAAAGUAAAAGAAUUGAGUAAGACCAAUCAAAUCAUCCUAUUGAUUAGUUUCGCAACAAAAUGAGGUCGAUAUCAAUCACAGACGUUUUAGUAACUCGAUGUUAAUGUAUGUUGAUCACAUUCUGUCAUAUUUUUGCAUAUAUUACAGUCUUGAAAUUGUUGCUACAAAGCUGUUUCUAUUUUGAUUUAAAUUGUAAUAAAUCGAUUGCUGUCACGCGACGAUUCGUUCAAAAAUUAGUUUUGCAAGCCUGGGUGCGGGCAUGUAUGUUUGCAAAUACCUACUUGCCUUUUGGCCAUAACCAUCUAUAAUAACAUACAUGCUGACAGCCAAGCAAACACAACACUAAUAAGUGUCUUCUAAAUUUGUGCAUUUGUUUCUAAAUUCAAAUUUAGAGCUAAGCAAACCGUGGCCCAGAUAUUUGCCAAUUCUAUCUUUGCCAUUUUAAAGCGGAACAUAGAGAAAAAAUGAUAUUAAAGAACGUCACUUAACGAAAUGUCGUUGAGAUUGUGACUGCUAUGGCAUAGGACCACCUUCAUUAAAUAUAUCAAACGAGGCGUGACAGCUACCGAUAGACGAUAUAGAUUUUUUGUGAUGACAGUGAUGGUUUUGACAGUUUUAAGGUGUUUGAAAGACGUGGCCUAAAGUAUCGUGGGCUCCACAAUCCCUGGCUCCUGAUAAUAUGAAAUGCCACCAAUCUUUAUGCAAGAGAUUGCCGUCGGUCAGUUUCAGGCGUUCCGUGGUAAAUCGACACAAAUAUGUAUUGUUAUUUAUUUAUUCUUUAAGAAUAUAUAUUAUAGACAGUCACGAUAAAAUGGGCUUGAAUAUUUUUUUAUUUAUUCGAGUACGUCCAUGUUUUAGAUCUUGCUUUUUAAACCAGAUUUUGUAAUUUUAAGACAUGUUGUUUAAAUCUAUUUCAACAAGCAAAUUGGAACUCUUUUACGUCGCUUGUUUUUUGAAAUUCGCGCCUUUCUUUCAUGAAAUAAGAUUAGGUUAUUGCAACAAAAAAAAUCUAAUGUUUUUUAUGUGGAUUCCUAGUCGUCAAAAUUUUCUUAAUUUAGAUUUUUAUAGUUUAGCACUAUGCCUACUUAAUUUCAAAUAGGUUGAAAAUAUAAGUGUUAAUACUUUUGGCAUUCGACGAUUCUUUUUGAUGAAUUAGCAAAAUGAUAUUUUUUGUUAAUAAAUGAAAAUCUAUAAGCUAAUUGAUCCUUGCCCUGAGAAAAGUAUAGAUCUUUUAUAUACGGUAAAUAUGUACCUUAGUAUUAUUUCGUUGACACAAUUUACAUUUUACUUCAAAUUAGGGAUGCUUCACUA